AGAAAGAGGUCCAGCGGGGAGGAGGAGACGCAUUCAGGAGCGGAGCACCGAGCGCCGAGCGCCACCACCGACAACAACAACAACCCCGAGCAGCACCCCGUCGUGACGGCGUCCGUCCUCGGCGCAGGAAGCACCCACUGGAGGGGAGGAAGGAGAGUGGGAGGGCGCGUUCGUUUCCCGCACCCCGUGUCUUUGUAGAAACAGCCGGUCGUCACCAUGACAGCGGAGGAAACCAUAAAUGUGAAGGAGGUGGAGAUCAUCAAGGCGAUCCUGGACUUUCUGAACUCCAGGAAGUUGCACAUCAGCAUGUUGGCUCUGGAGAAGGAGAGCGGAGUCAUCAACGGGCUCUACUCCGACGACAUGCUCUUCCUCAGGCAACUGGUGCUGGAUGGCCAGUGGGACGAGGUCCUGCAGUUCAUUCAGCCUUUGGAGUGCAUGGAUAAGUUUGACAGAAAAAGGUUUCGUUACAUCAUCCUCAAGCAGAAGUUUCUCGAGGCUCUGUGUGUUAACAACGCCAUGUCUGCAGAAGAUGAACCACAGCAUUUGGAGUCUACCAUGCAGGAAGCAGUGAAGUGUCUCCAUGCUCUGGAGGAGUUCUGUCCCUCUAAAGAUGACUACAGCAAACUGUGUCUGCUCCUCACACUCCCUCGCCUCACACACCACGCUGAGUUCAAGGACUGGAACCCGAGCACGGCCAGGGUGCAGUGUUUCGAUGAGGCCUGCACCAUGGUAGCGGAGUUCAUCCCUGCAGACAGGAAGCUGAGCGAGGCCGGAUUCAAGGCCAGCAGGGACCGACUCUUCCAGCUGCUCCUCAAGGGAGUCCUCUAUGAGUGCUGUGUAGAGUUCUGCCAGAGCAAGGCGACGGGGGAGGAGAUGCCCGAGGGCGAGGUCCUCCUCGGUGUGGACAUGCUUUGCGGUAACGGCUGUGACGACCUGGACCUGUCUCUGCUCUCCUGGAUGCAGAACCUCUCCCACACCGUCUUCUCCUGCGCCUUCGAGCAGAAGCAACUCAACAUCCACGUGGACCGCCUGGUCAAGCCCACGAAGACCGGCUACGCCGACCUCCUCACGCCGCUCAUCAGCAAGCUGUCCCCGUACCCGUCGUCCCCGCUGCGCCGGCCCCAGUCCGCCGACACCUACAUGUCCCGCUCCUUGAACCCCGCGCUGGACGGGCUGUCCUUCGGCCUGUCCGGCCCAGACAAGAGAGCGAGCGGCGGCGAGGCGGCGCCAGGCAAAGGGGUCUCGCCCAUGUCCCACUCCUUUGCCAACUUUCACUACCCCGGAGCGGGGGGGCAGAGCCUGAACAGGAGUCUCAUGAUGGAGAGCACCGACUGCCACAGCAUCUUCGAGGAAUCCCCUGAAACGUCAAGGACGGACACGCCUGUGGAUAAGAUGACGAGCUCGGGUGGGGCUCAGAGCCCGCGUCCCGCACCGGCUCCGGGCGAGGACGCUCCUUCAGCUGGCGCCGCCGACAGGAACGAGCUGCGUGACUCAACAGAGAAGUAUGAGGAGUACUAUCGGCAACGCAUCCGUGUGCAGCAGCACCUGGAGCAGAAGCAGCAGCAGAGGCAAUUGUACCAGCAGAUGCUCCUGGAGGGGGGGGUCCAGCAGGAGCCCCCGCCCAGCGAAAUGCAGCACAGCCUCACGGAGAAGUUCCUCAACAGGUCCAUCCAGAAGCUGGAGGAGCUCAAUGUGGGGAUGGAGGAUCUCGGGGAGGAGGUGAAGUCUCUGACCCAGCACUGCAACGGGAGCACGCCCCCCUCUGAGGACAACGCCGACCGUCCAUCCGUGACGCCGGAGCAGCCCCGAGGGGGAGGGGUGCUCAGCAGCACCCCGCAGCGCGCCGCAGGGGGGCGCCCGGUCCAGCCGCCCAACGAGUCCCCUGUGCUGUCCCAGAGUGGACAGAAACAAAAGGGAAGCCCCCAGUGUGACUCACCGGGCUCCUUGUCCCGAAGCAAAGAGGGCGACAAACCCAAAAGGCUGUUUGUCCCUGUGCACACUUUGGAAGAUACUCAAGCCAUUCGAGCUGUCGCCUUUCACCCCUCUGGUUCUCUCUACGCUGUUGGGUCCAACUCCAAAACUCUACGUGUCUGUGCUUAUCCGGAGACAUUAGACUCAAGCGGCUCCAGUCCGAUUAAGCAGCCCGCCGUCCGCUUCAAGAGGAACAAACACCACAAAGGGUCCAUCUACUGCGCGGCCUGGAGCCACUGUGGCCAGCUGCUGGCUACAGGCUCCAAUGACAAAUAUGUCAAGGUCCUCCCGUUUAGUGCGGAGACCUGCAACGCCACCGGCCCGGACCUGGAGUUCAGCAUGCACGACGGCACCAUCAGAGACCUGGCCUUCAUGGAGGGUCCAGAGAGUGGAGGAGCCAUCUUGAUCAGCGCCGGAGCUGGAGACUGUAACAUCUACACCACCGAUUGUCAGAGAGGACAGGGUCUCCACGCCCUGAGCGGACACACAGGUCACAUCCUGUCUCUGUACUCAUGGGGAGGCUGGAUGAUUGCCUCCGGCUCUCAAGACAAGACGGUGCGUUUCUGGGACAUCAGGGUGCCCAGCUGUGUGCGAGUAGUGGGAACUGCUUUCCAUGGCUCAGGCAGUCCUGUUGCCACGGUAGCAGUCGAUCCCAGCGGUCGUCUCCUAGCAACAGGACAGGAAGACAGUGCGUGCAUGCUGUACGACAUCCGAGGAGGACGAAUCGUCCAGGUGUAUCGGCCGCACUCCAGCGACGUGCGAUCCAUCCGCUUCUCCCCUGGAGCACAUUACCUGCUGACCGGCUCCUACGACAAUAAGGUCAUCGUCUCCAACCUCCAGGGCGACCUGACCAAGCCGCUGCCUCAGACCGUGGUGGGGGAGCACGGCGACAAGGUGAUUCAGUGUCGAUGGCAUCCACAAGACCUGUCCUUCCUCUCGUCCUCGGCUGACCGCACCGUCACACUGUGGACACACAACCCGUAACACACACACACACACACUCACACACAGACUACUGGUGAUCAUCUAAAAGACACCCUUCCGACCUCUAUAUCCUCCUCCUUCACUAUCAACUGUCACAGUCUUUCAACCCAAUUGACACUUGUAGCUUUAAAAGCACACACAUGCCGGUGAAUGGGCCUUUCCCUUUCACUAGAAAACCAAAAUGGAUGCUAACCUGUGACGUAUUAGAAGCACACAUGCUGCAUGUUCUCCCUUUUCUUUAUAUCACUCACAUUGCACAUGGUCAUCAUCUUGAGGGGUUAAACUGCAGGACCCCCCCCACCCCCCCCCCUUUUUUCCACCAUCUCCACUCAUCAUACAGUUGCUGCAUGUCCUUUUCACUGAGGAGUUGUUGAGAUUAGAGUGUACAGAGUGCUUUGUUCAUGAUGGUGCCUUCCUUGAGUUCUCAGUUUCCAUAAGAGAAAUAUAAAAGCAAACAACAUAGAUGAUAUGGUCAUUUUUUUAAAUCAAAUUUAAGUCCUCUUGAGGAGUCCGACAUUCCUUCUUCUUUUGCAUAUUCAUUUCUUACAGCGGGUGUUAUGCUGCUAUUGUUUAGGAGAACAAGUUGAAUUUAUAGUGUGCUUUUCCUAUCAGAAGGCUGAUUCUGCAGAGGUCCUGUUAUCCGCUGUUGCUUUCCCGUGGGAUGUGCUGAUGUCCAAUGUUUAACUGCAUUGCUACGACUCAAAAUGUGUAAGGUAGCUUGUGCACUUGUUUUAAAUUUGAAUUCAUUGUUUUUGCGCUGUUGGUGUAGGGCGAUGACUUGCUUGCAGUGGAAGGUUGUUUUGUCAGCAUCAAAGGGAAAUACAAACUGAUGGUUGAGCCCCUUGCAUUCAGCUCGGAAGCCUUUAGUGUUGGAAAGCAUUGGUUCGUCUCCUCCUGUAACAAUCCAACAAUGAUAGAGCAGUCUUUGCCUGUAGGGUCCAACCAUGUGCCCAAGGAUAUGCGAAUGGAAGCACGGGUGUUACGAUAUUUAUUUAGAACCAGUAUUUGGGGCAUAUGAACAGUUCUUUUCUUGCAUUUUACAUGCACUUUUUCUUUCAACAUUGUGUUCUAAUAUGAAUUUACUUACAAAGAUUUGUGUUUUAUGUUAACGUAUAGUAUAUAUAUAUAUAUUGUUUUAACAAAUAAGGCCAAACUAAGUACAUAGAUGUAUUUAUUUCAGUUGUGUUUUUGUAUGUACAGUUAUUAUGUUUUUGAAAUGCUAGUGGCUCUUGUAUUAAGCCUUUAUAAUUCUUGUUUUCUAAAAGUGAAUUAAUUAAAGCUAACUCAAGUCUGACUGCUGGUACGUUCAAUAAAGUUUCUUUUACACUA
Pungitius pungitius (ninespine stickleback) is the source of this 4284-nucleotide messenger RNA. It is a transcript of the gene wdr47a, whose product is annotated as WD repeat domain 47a. Gene Ontology annotation, molecular function: protein binding. The record is from RefSeq and is a predicted model, not a curated record. Lineage: Eukaryota; Metazoa; Chordata; Actinopteri; Perciformes; Gasterosteidae. The coding region runs from base 217 to 2955 and encodes 912 amino acids. The transcript has 17 exons.